GACCCCCGCAACAAAUCUACGUCAAAUUGUAGCGCCUGAAACCAGGUUCGCAAAUCACAACGAAAACACCGUGUGCUUUUGUUCGUUUUAGUACAAAACAGAGAAAAAUGCCCAAAGUAAAGAGGAGUCGGAAGCCACCUCCAGACGGCUGGGAGCUCAUUGAGCCCACUUUAGACGAGCUGGAUCAGAAAAUGAGAGAAGCUGAAACAGAGCCUCACGAGGGAAAGCGAAAGGUGGAGUCCCUUUGGCCAAUCUUCAGGCUGCAUCAUCAGCGGAGUCGAUACAUCUACGAUCUCUUCUACAAGAGGAAAGCUAUCAGCAGAGAGCUGUAUGAGUACUGUAUAAAGGAAGGCUAUGCAGACAAGAACCUGAUUGCCAAGUGGAAGAAGCAGGGCUACGAGAACCUGUGCUGCCUGCGUUGCAUCCAAACUCGAGACACAAACUUUGGAACCAACUGCAUCUGCAGAGUCCCCAAGAGCAAGCUGGAAGUUGGAAGGAUCAUUGAGUGCACCCACUGUGGAUGCAGAGGAUGUUCUGGUUAAGUGCAGUUUUUGGACUGAUCUACUUUCUGUUGGCCUUUGGGGCUUGUCCAGCCUCCAUUUCUCACAUCUCCAGAGCAGCAUUGUCUUCUUUCAGUCACUUGCAUCAGAAACAAAUCUCUAAUCUUUAACACCGGGGAGCAAAGGCGAAUCCACUGAGAGGGGCCAAAUUGUAUACUUAGACUUGAGGGGGUUUCUGUGUUUGGUUUUUUUUGUCUGUUUGUUUUUUCGUAUUAUUGCCCUCAGCUCCGAAAGUAGACAGUUAGGGAAACUGUUUCUGAAUCAGGCCUUUCAUUCCAGCUAGUCAUACCCACUGUGAAGGUCUUUUUAAAUCUGAAUGUUUCAUUUCAUUAAAAGGGCUGGGAGGGAUAUGACUUUUGUUUGAAAUGCCAUUGUUUUAAACCAUAGUGCUGUUUUUUUUCCAUUAUUGUUCUUGUAGUGUAAUUUUAAAUAAAACCAUCUUGAUUUAA
Acanthopagrus latus (yellowfin seabream) is the source of this 1009-nucleotide messenger RNA. RefSeq names its product BUD31 homolog (gene bud31). The transcript has 4 exons. Gene Ontology annotation, biological process: mRNA splicing, via spliceosome. NCBI's taxonomy places the organism in Eukaryota, Metazoa, Chordata, Actinopteri, Spariformes, Sparidae. Gene Ontology annotation, cellular component: spliceosomal complex; nucleus. The coding region runs from base 108 to 542 and encodes 144 amino acids. The record is from RefSeq and is a predicted model, not a curated record.